AUGCACUGCAAAUUGAUUCGGGAGCUGCGGCAGCUGCCAGCGGAGAACACGCUGCUGCUGUCAGGCACGCCCCUGCAGAACAACCUGCAGGAGCUCUGGUCGCUGCUCAACUUCAUCCUCCCGGCCAUCUUCUCCGAUCUCCAUGAGUUCACCUCCUGGUUCGACUUGGCAGGGAGACAAAGUGGCGGAGUGGAUCAGAAAGUCUUUGACAACGAGAGGAGCCUAAGCACGAGCUGUCCUUACCUACCUAUUCCUCUUACGCGCUUCCUCUUCCACCCUCUCUCUUCCUCAGUGUCGUCGUACUCGUUUCUUAAGUCGACUCAAUGGUCCCACCCGUGGCACUUCCUUCUCACCCUGCCUGCCUGGCAGGUGGUGGCGAAGCUGCACCAGAUCCUGCGUCCCUUCCUGCUCGUGGUGGCGAAGCUGCAUCAGAUCCUGCGUCCCUUCCUGCUGCGGCGUAUCAAGGCGGACGUGGAGCAGUCACUGCCCAAGAAGAAGGAAAUCGUGCUCUAUGCUCAGCUGACAGCACACCAGAGGGAGUUCCAGGACCAUCUAGUGCAGCGCACUCUCGCAGACUUUCUCAACUCCACCGUCGCCACCUCCAUGUCGCGGCAUCGACUCAACAAUGUGGUCAUGCAGCUGCGCAAGAACUGCAACCACCCGGACCUCCUCUCCUCGCAGUUCGACGGCUCCUACGUGUACCCGCCUGUAGAGGAGAUGGUGGCACAGUGCGGCAAGCUGAAGCUGCUGGACCGCCUGCUGCCCCAACUCAAGUCCAAAGGGCACAAGGUGCUCAUCUUCUCGCAGAUGACGCGUCUGCUGGACAUACUGGACUACUAUCUGGAGGAGCGCGGCCACCACCCCUUCCGCCUUGACGGAUCCGUCAAGCUCGACGAUCGGCGGCAGCAGAUAGAGGAGUUCAACACGAGUCCAGAGGCGUUCAUAUUCCUGCUCAGCACGCGGGCAGGCGGGCUGGGAAUCAACCUCACAGCAGCUGACACCGUUAUCAUCUACGACUCAGACUGGAACCCCCACCAGGACAUGCAGGCCAUGGACCGUUGUCACCGCAUAGGGCAGACCCGCCCCGUGCACGUGUACCGCCUCGCCACUGCUCACUCCGUGGAGUGCCGGGUGCUGGAUGUGGCGCGGGGCAAGCUGAAGCUGGAGCAUCUGGUGAUUGAGAAGGGGCAGUUCCAGCAAGACAAGGCCGCUCCUGCCAAAACCAAGAUUGACGAGUCAGAGGUGCUAUCACUGCUGCGUCCGGAGCGCUCGCAGCACGAUGAGCUGGUGCAGUCAGCAGAAAUCAGUGAUGAGAACUUGGACCUCCUGCUGGAUCGCACCGACCUGCUCCACUCUCCACCCAACCCUCCUCCUCCUCCUGCUGCUGCUGCUGCUCCUGCUGCUGCUGAUGGGAAUUCGAAGGCGAGUGGUGAAGGGUCGGGCAGAGGGGGAGAGAAGGCGCCUCGUGUGGUGCGGUCGCUGCCAGUGGCCGGGCCUGGAUGGGAGGUGGUGGUUGCGGGCACAGCACCAAGCAGUGUCCUUUCCUCCAUUGGCUGA
Messenger RNA from Closterium sp. NIES-65, 1557 nucleotides. Lineage: Eukaryota; Viridiplantae; Streptophyta; Zygnematophyceae; Desmidiales; Closteriaceae. The record is from the annotation of a GenBank genome assembly.